Cladophialophora bantiana CBS 173.52 is the source of this 2412-nucleotide messenger RNA. Its product is annotated as acetoacetate-CoA ligase. Gene Ontology annotation, molecular function: acetoacetate-CoA ligase activity. The record is from RefSeq and is a predicted model, not a curated record. NCBI's taxonomy places the organism in Eukaryota, Fungi, Ascomycota, Eurotiomycetes, Chaetothyriales, Herpotrichiellaceae. The transcript has a single exon. Gene Ontology annotation, cellular component: cytosol. Bases 1 to 2412 code for a protein of 803 amino acids.
AUGUCGUCGUCGUCGUCUUCACCACCGACAGCGCCAGCAGCUUACUACAACGCAGUUGGCCUUCCGCUCGAGUACUGCUCCAAGCAGUAUCGGGAGGAGAGCAAGCGAGCAUCGCGCACUUCAACACCCUCGUCUCGGUCUUCGUCUUCGUCUUCGUCGGCAUCCCUGAACAGCACUUCCAGCCUGAGCUCUAGUUCAAGCUCCAGUCCAAGUCCAAACUCAAGUCCCACCUCCAGCACCAGCAGCAGCACUUCUCCGCCAACGCCGCUAUGGACGCCUCCAGACCCAGAAGCGCCGCCGAUGUCCCGGUAUCGACAGCACGUCAACGCAAAGUUCUCGCAGCGGCUGCGCGACUCGCACGAGCUGCACGCCUGGUCGGUGCAAAACCCGCACGACUUCUGGAUCGAUCUGUACUCGUACUGCGGGAUCGUCCCCGCACUGCCCAAACAUACAAAGAUCGCGUACGACCCGGCCGCGCGCCUGCGCGACAUCCCGACCUUCUUCCCGGGCCUGCGGCUGAAUUACGCCGAGAACGUGCUGGUGCCCAACACAGCGGCGAACCCGAGCAACGUCGCGCUGGUCGGGCUGCGCGAGGGCCGGCUGGAUGAUCCAGAGGAAGUCACCUGGGCCGAGCUGACGGAGCUUGUGCGCUGUGCCCGCUCGGCCAUGGUGCGUCGGGGUAUUAAAAAGGGGGACGUGAUCGCCGGGCUGAUGGCCAACUCGGUCUGGAUCGUCGUCCUGUUCCUCGCGAGCGCGUCCAUCGGCGCCAUCUUCACCUCCGUCGCACCCGACCUGGGCGUCGCCGGCUGCGUGAGUCGGUUCGCCCAGGUCGAGCCCAAGUGGCUGUUCGCCGACGUCGACCUGGCCGUGCGAGGCACCCGGCCGUCCAUGCUGGGCAAGGUCAUGCAGGUGCUCCAGGCGCUCCCAACCACAAAAGCCAAGCCGAGCCUCGUCUUCGUCCCGACCUGCCACCGGCCGCACCGGCAGCGCAACGUGGACUACAUCACGCCGCUGGACGGUUGGGCCGCCAUCUCGCUGCACGAGUUCCUCAGCAAAUCCCGCGCGGGCGACAAAAUGGCGUAUGUGCGUCUGCCCACGGACCAUCCGUUGGUGAUAGUGUACAGUUCGGGCACGACGGGGGAGCCCAAGUGCAUCGUGUCGCCGCACAUGUCGGUGCUCAACUACAAGAAGAUCUCAUUGCUGCACAACGGGCUGGGUCCGUGGUCGACCGUGUUCCAGUUCUCGUCGACGAGCUGGAUCUUGUGGAAUGUCAUGAACGGCCACCUCUCCGUGGGCAGCAAGGUCAUCUGCUACGACGGCGGCGCCCUACACCCGGACCCGUCGACCAUGUUGAGGAUUUGCGCCAAAUAUCGCGCCACCUACUGGGGCACCUCGCCGCGCUACCUGCUCGAGCUCGAGCAGUCGGGCAUCCGGCCGGACUCAUUCGAUUUGUCGGAACUGGCGCUGGUCACCACGACCGGCGCCACGCUGACAGGCGAGCAGUUCCACUGGUUCUACCGCGCGUUUCCGCGCCGCAUCCACCUCUCCAGCGUCGCAGGCGGCACCGACAUCGCCUCCUCUUGGAUCGCCACGAACCCCGCCGGUCCCGUGUAUGCGAACGAGAUGCAGAUGUGGGCGCUGGGCCACGACUGCGACAUUCUCGACAGCGAGACGGGCCAGUCGUGCGCGCACGAGGGCAGGCCCGGGGAAUUGGUGUGCAGAAAGCCGUUCCCGAGCAUGCCGUGCAAGUUCUGGGGCGACACAAGGGACCACCAGAAGUACCGGGAGGCGUACUUUGAGAAAUUCCCAAUCGUCAAGAAGGCCGCCGGCGGAACAGAGGUACGAACAACGGACGGCGAUGCCAACGGCGCAGAAGAUGACUACCUGGACGUCUGGGCGCAGCACGACUUCAUCGUCAUGAACCCGGCCACCAAGGGGCUGCAGAUCCUCGGGCGCAGCGACGGCGUGCUGAACCCGAGUGGGAUCCGGUUCGGCAGCAGCGAGGUAUACAACAUCGUCGAGGGACCGCUGUUCAACAACCUGAUCUCAGACACGCUGUGCGUCGGCCGCCGCAGGGCACACGACAAGGACGAGACGGUCUUCCUAUUCGUCAUCAUGGCGCCCGGGCACGAGUCCGACUUCACGCCGGCGCUGGUCGAGAGACUCAAGAGCGCCGUCCGUGACGGCCUGUCGCCGCGCCACGUGCCAAAGUUCGUCGAGCAAGUCCGCGAGAUCCCCUACACGGUCAACGGCAAGAAGGUUGAGGUCGCGGUCAAGAGAGUCAUUUCGGGCCAGAACGUCAAGGUCAGUUCGACCGUGCGCAAUCCCGCCUGUCUGGCCGAGUAUGAGAGAUUCAGGGACUUUGAGAGGGAAACCACGCCGCGUAGAAACGCCAGGGCGUCCAAGUUGUGA